Messenger RNA from Paramormyrops kingsleyae, 2452 nucleotides. Its product is annotated as calcium-activated potassium channel subunit beta-4-like. Gene Ontology annotation, cellular component: membrane; voltage-gated potassium channel complex. The record is from RefSeq and is a predicted model, not a curated record. Gene Ontology annotation, molecular function: calcium-activated potassium channel activity; potassium channel regulator activity. NCBI's taxonomy places the organism in Eukaryota, Metazoa, Chordata, Actinopteri, Osteoglossiformes, Mormyridae. Gene Ontology annotation, biological process: detection of calcium ion; potassium ion transport.
GUACCAUUCUACUAGGUGGAAACUGGAAAAUGACAAGAACCACACAGCCUGGGAUGGAGAGAAACCUGUCAAAUCUCCCUUGAAAUUCUGCUACACUCGGCACGGUCAGUUUAGGAGACCGGGAGCGGAGGUUUGCGCUGUGGGACGCCUGCGCGGACAUACCGCAUCAGGCAGCGCAUCGGCAGAUCGAUUAGACGCGCAGCAGUUUAUAUUUUCUUUAAAAAAUAUAUAAAUGGUUUCUUUCUGAGCUGCCGAUGUAAGCGCUUUCCACAAGGAGCAGUCCCCGUCCGCCUGCACAUGGCACCGCGCCCCGCGUCAUCUGACAUCCAACCUGGAGCCGGGCUUGGUUCCUUCUGCUGUUCCUGCAAAUCAAGAGGCAACUGGAGUUUGUCUGGCAGAAGUUGGGGGAAGAGGCGCUACCCCUGCGUAGGUCAUCUCCCACAUUUGCGUUUGAAUGCACCUGACCGCCACAUGGACGAGGACUGAUGGCAAAAAACAGGGUGUCGCAUGAGUACACAGACGCGGAGGAUAAGAGCAUCCGGCUCGGCGUGGUCCUCAUCGCGUCCGGCGUCCUUUCUUUCUUCAUCGUGCUCUUCUGCUGGCUGAACCCCAUCCUCCAAAGCAUGCAGAGCACGCCGGUAAACUGCACGGUGGUGUCAGUCAAGCGGCCGGGCGAGAUGUUUGAGUGCGUCUUCACAUGCGGGCCGGAUUGCCGGGGCACGGCGCUGUACCCCUGCCUGCAAAUCUUCGUCAAUAACUCGCAGUCCGACUCGGUGGCGUUGCUGCAUUACGAUGAGCAGCAGCUGCUGGCCAACCCCAAGUGCUCCUACAUUCCUCCCUGUGAGAGAGACGACCAGAAGAACAGCGAGAAGGUCCUUCUCUGGCAGGAUUACUGGACUAAGGAAGUCCGAUCCCGUGUCUUCACCUGCUUCUUCAAUCAGCAGCGGAGGCCGAAUGACGUGGUUUGGAAACAGGCCCAGAACGCGAGUGUGGUGAUGCACUGCGUCCUCUGGCCGCUGCUCUGCCUGCUGAUGGGGGCGCUCGUCGUCCUCCUCACUAUCUGCACCCACAUCCUGGCUGAACGCGCAGAGGCCAUCCAGAAGCUCUCCUAGGAUCCCACAGGAAGAUCAGCACAUGCUACGAGCUCCUGAUCCAGAGACCGUUAUGUAGAUCUCCAUCUGCUGAUGGGUGGCGGCUCUCAGAUGUCCCCUAACAGCAAUGGUGGCCGCCUUCGAGACAUGAAUGUGUUUCUUCAUCUGCUACGUACAUUUUUUAUUUUUUUUUCCUAAUCUGCUGUAUUUUGGCUCCGCAUGAGAAUGGAGUCAUCUUGUGGAUUGUUGUAUUAUGUGGUAAUAUGUAAAAACUUCUGCUGAGGGCGAACACCAUUUUGUGGGAUAUCCGUCAGGGCGGCAUUCCCGAUAUGACUGGACCGAUUCAACAUCCCAGACUGACGUCAGGUCAGAGCUGCACACCAUACAGAGAUACGGACGGCACUGUGGCCUGCAUACCCACUGCCAGGUUAUUUUAUUUUAACCACAUGACCCUAAAUGAAUCGGAUGCCUGUGCUUCUCCCAUGUGUGGUCCCAGCUACAGCGGGUUGUAUUUUACCAUGGGCUUCCCUGGCCCGUCACGCUUGUACUCUAGAACACAUGCACAGUGAAAUCUAAGUACGUUUUAGAACACAUGUACAGUGUAAUCUAUGUACGUUUUAGAACACAUGUACAGUCUAUAGUAUUCAUGCUCUAGGAUAUACACAAGUCCUUCACCAAGAUCUGUACAUUCUAGAAGACUUGGUUGUAUGUUCUAGCACUUGGCUGAUCUGUUACUUUUCACUCUCUACACGUUUCUUUGUUUUUUAUACUUGACAGCAUAUUUUGAGCCGCCUCUUUUUCACCAUUCUUUGCUAAACUUUUAGUUGUUUGUUUUUCCUUGUUAAAUUUGAUAUAUACGAUUAAAUAUGAGAUUAACAGGUAGCUGGCUCACUAACAAAGGCACAAAUCAUAGAAAGGCUUCUUGGUUCUGUACGCCAGCUCAUUCACUGGCAGGCUGAGUCCAGCUCCCCAGCUGCACCUUGCCCUUAUGACGGGGGUGUUAUGGUGUGGGGGGGGGGGUAUGGGUGUGCUGACUUUCCCAGUGGCCUGCUUCUGAAGUCUGCUGUUGUACAGGAAUGUAGCAGGUGACCCAUGUGAAGCUGAGGCAUCUCUCACACCUAACUGGGCUGAUUUGCUGGUCCCACACUAUAGACGUCACGCAGCACAGACAAUCGGGGCUUGGUGGUCUCGCUUCACCAUGCUCCUACCUCUCGGUGCAGACUGUAAAGCUGAUGCCAUCAACCAGAAUGUCACUGAGUCUGCACUGAUCUGUCAGGUGAACCAGAUUCAACAAGCCAGUGUGUAACUUUUAAUCAAUAGUGCCUAUUAAACAUGUUUAUUAAAGUUAAUAUUAAUAUUAA